AUGGCUCGGAUGUAUGUGAUUGUGAAUGCGAGAGAAGGCGACGAAAUGAACACUCUGAUGAUGACUUUGGCUAAUAAACAUUAUACCUUUUCUGUGACUGAUAACAUCAGUAAAAUAUGCACACAGUGUUUAUCACAAACAGCUAAUGAUCAUCAUUCUGCGCAGUCAUCAUCAAAGUGUGAGGAAGCGCCAAAAGACCCCGAUGAGGAGAAGCCCAUGCUCAAAGAAUCAGAGAACGAAAUCAUCCUCAGGCAAUCAUGUUCCACUUCACAUGAUCUCGUGAACGAAUCAGAAAACUGUUCACCACCUAACUCUUUUGAAGUUUUACGUUUGUCAGACAAACAGCAUGCUCAUUCAGCUUCCGAUAUUAAUUCCAGUGAUGAGGUAUUCGUCAACUCACCUCGAUCAGUCUCACAUCUUGAAAUAGAGCCUAUGGAUGCAAUAACCUCACAAUCUGAUCUCCAAGACCUACGACUAUUUUUCAAUGCUUUAAAAGAAGAAGCAAGAGAACUACCCAAUGACUAUUUCCAUACAAAUCAUCCGCAAGAAGAGCCGAUUGCAAAAGUAGCGAGAAAGAAAAGAAAAACGAAAGACCUCUCUGUCACAGAGAAUGAUUUCUACCCUGGCCAUAUUCUGAAACAAUUCAGCGAGAGUUUCGAACACUCUUCGUUGACAGACAAGAAGUGCAGAGAUGUUAAUCGAGGCAAAUGUAAUUUGUGUAAACAAGCCAUAUCGGUUAGAAAUCAUCAUAUGAAAAGACAUGCUAUCACUCAUCUCGGAUAUAAAACAUUCCAAUGUCGUAUCUGUAAAAUGUUGUAUAAUAGGGGAGACAUGUGUAAACCACAUUUCGAAAGACAUCAUCCGGAAGCCGAGCAAGUACCGUUCGAAGACGUAAUUACUGACGAACAGUCUUUCCAACUACAGCGCACACUUAAGCUAUGCUUUCCAGACAAUUUCAAAUGA
This is a messenger RNA of Auanema sp. JU1783, 963 nucleotides long. The record is from the annotation of a GenBank genome assembly. Lineage: Eukaryota; Metazoa; Nematoda; Chromadorea; Rhabditida; Rhabditidae.